This is a messenger RNA of Penicillium macrosclerotiorum, 1059 nucleotides long. Its product is annotated as RTA1 domain-containing protein. NCBI's taxonomy places the organism in Eukaryota, Fungi, Ascomycota, Eurotiomycetes, Eurotiales, Aspergillaceae. The transcript has 2 exons. Gene Ontology annotation, cellular component: fungal-type vacuole; plasma membrane. Bases 1 to 1059 code for a protein of 352 amino acids. The record is from RefSeq and is a predicted model, not a curated record.
AUGUCUGGAUCCAUAAAUCCAAGUCUCUACGUGAACUGCACGGUCGAGACGUGCCCUCUUAAUACUUCAUAUUAUAACUAUCGUGUUUCUCUUCCUGCAAAUGUGGUCUUUGUUGCUCUCUUUGGCCUUGCGCUGAUCUGGUUCAUUUCGGUAUUCAUUUAUUCCCGGCGCGGGCUCUGGUUCACGAUCGCCAUGGUGCUAGGAACAUCGUGCGAGAUUGCGGGCUAUGCCGGGCGUGUCUUCUCGUGGAAGAACCAGUGGAACCAGAAUGCCUUCCUCGUUCAGAUUAUCUGCAUCACGAUCGGUCCUGCAUUUCUUUCUGCAGGUAUCUACCUUUGCCUAGGUCGCAUUAUCAGGGUUUAUGGAGAGGCGAACUCUCGCAUUCCAGCGAAGUGGUACGCGAGAAUCUUUAUCCCAUGUGAUGUUGUAUCCCUCAUUCUUCAAGCUGCGGGCGGUGUUGUCGCGACGGUCGCGCUGCAGGAUAAUAAAUCUAUGACAACCGGGGACAAUGUUAUGAUUGCCGGCCUUGGAACGCAAGUAUUUACCUUGCUCGUUUUCCUAGUUCUUGCCGGCGAUUUUGCUUUCUCGGUCUACAAACGACAGCGCCAGAUGGCUUCCAAUGCAGUUCUUCCCCAAGACCCGACGUUGGUUCGCAUUCGUGGGUCUUGGUACUUUAAGGGGUUUAUGAGCGCCUUAGGUCUUGCCACAAUCCUGAUAUUCUGGCGUUCGGUGUAUCGUGUUGCUGAGCUUAACCAAGGUUGGACCGGUCCCAUUACAUUCAAGCAAUGGUUGUUUGUUGGAAUGGAACCUGUUUUGAUUGCUGUGGCAGUUUGGGCUUUAUGUUUCUUUCACCCAUCCCUUUGUCUGCGCGAGGCCAUGAGCACAUCUUACAAAAAUGUUGUGGGGACAAGUCAACCCACAAUAGAAACCAAUGACACAAACAGCCCUUUGAAAAAUGAAGAUGCUUCGAAGCACAAUGGGACUGAUCCCGCCGUCGCUUCUGUUAGGGGCCAACCUCAAAGGUUGGCGGCUGAAUCUGCGUCGGAGGAGAAGCUAUAG